AUGGUCACCUUAACCAUCACUGGGGUCCAAGCCGGGGACGAGGCUGUCUAUUUCUGUGGUAGCUAUGACUACAGCAGUGGCAGCUAUGGCAGCAUCGCUGAGUCAUCCUCAGUGUCAGCCAACGUGGGAGAGACCGUCAGGAUCACCUGCUCUGGGGGUAGCAGCAACUACUAUGGCUGGUAUCAGCAGAAGGUCCCUGGCACUGCCCCUGUCACUGUCAUCUAUGCUAAUGACAAGAGACCCUCGGGCAUCCCUUCGCGAUUCUCUGGAUCCUUGUCCGGCUCCACGGGCACCUUAACCAUCACUGGGGUCCAAGCUGGGGACGAGGCUGUCUAUUUCUGUGGUAGCUAUGACGGCAGCAAUGGUGGUUCUCUGGUCCAGGCAGCGCUGACUCAGCAGCCAUCCUCGCUGUCAGCCAACGUGGGAGAGACCGUCAAAAUCACCUGCUCUGGGCUUAGCAGCAGCAUCUAUGAUUAUGCUGGCUGGCAUCAGCAGAAGGUCCCUGGCACUGGCCCUGUCACUGUGAUCUAUGCCAGCAGCAGCAGACCCUCGGGCAUCCCUUCGCGAUUCUCCGGAUCCAAUUCCGGCUCCACAGCCACCUUAACCAUCACUGGGGUCCAAGCCGAGGACAAGGCUGUCUAUUUCUGUGGUAACAAUGACGGCAGCAGUGCUGGUUCCCUGGUCCAGGCAGCAGUGACUCAGCAGCCAUCCUCGCUGUCAGCCAACGUGGGAGAGACCGUCAAGAUCACCUGCUCUGGUAGCAGCUACAGCUAUGGCUGGUUCCAGCAGAAGGUUCCUGGCACUGGCCCUGUCACUGUGAUCUAUGAUAACAACAACAGACCCUCGGUUAUCCCUUCACGAUUCUCCGGGGCACGUUAG
Messenger RNA from Prinia subflava (tawny-flanked prinia), 879 nucleotides. Its product is annotated as immunoglobulin lambda-1 light chain-like. The transcript has 4 exons. The record is from RefSeq and is a predicted model, not a curated record. The coding region runs from base 1 to 879 and encodes 292 amino acids. Gene Ontology annotation, biological process: immune response; immunoglobulin production. Lineage: Eukaryota; Metazoa; Chordata; Aves; Passeriformes; Cisticolidae.